Messenger RNA from Brenthis ino (lesser marbled fritillary), 579 nucleotides. The record is from the annotation of a GenBank genome assembly. NCBI's taxonomy places the organism in Eukaryota, Metazoa, Arthropoda, Insecta, Lepidoptera, Nymphalidae.
AUGGAAGGCGAUGAACUCGGUGGAAAUUUGGUUAGGUUAGACAAUGGAUUUCUCGUCGAUGAAGAGACUUACGUUGUAAACACCGACGAUGUAUUGGAACAAGAAGAAAACAAUUCCGAUUCUAAUAGUGGAGGUAAAAAUGUGCCCUUAAGAGAACAAGAUCGUUUUUUACCAAUAGCAAAUAUAGCUAAGAUUAUGAAAAGGGCAAUUCCAGAAAAUGGAAAGAUUGCAAAAGAUGCUCGAGAAUGUGUACAAGAGUGCAUAUCAGAAUUUAUAUCAUUUAUAACUAGUGAGGCAAGUGAUCGAUGCCAAAUGGAAAAGAGAAAAACUAUUAAUGGUGAAGAUGUGUUGUUUGCAAUGAAUGCACUUGGCUUCGAUAAUUAUGUAGAACCUUUAAAGGUAUAUCUAAAAAAGUACAGGGAAAUUGUUUUAUCACCUGUUACAAUUAACAAACUUAAUAAAACAAUUGUUGUAUAUGGAAGUGAUGGAACCUCAUGUGUGAGUGAAAACGACUCUGAGACCCAGACUGAAACUGUCAUAUACAGUUAUCCAAAAGUAAUUGGAGAUUUCACGAUUUCU